Monopterus albus (swamp eel) is the source of this 690-nucleotide messenger RNA. Its product is annotated as C-type lectin domain family 4 member F-like. The coding region runs from base 67 to 672 and encodes 201 amino acids. The transcript is spliced from 6 exons. The record is from RefSeq and is a predicted model, not a curated record. NCBI's taxonomy places the organism in Eukaryota, Metazoa, Chordata, Actinopteri, Synbranchiformes, Synbranchidae.
CGUGUACGAGCAAACAUAACAGCCAGAAGUCGUGCCACAAAGAAACGCUCUGGUGGAAGUAGUGCAAUGACUCCUGCCAUGCCAGGGAGAAAAUGCUACAGACUAGUUGUUAUGAGUUUUGGACUCCUCUGUAUCCUACAAGCUGCUCUUAACAUUUCACUACGUCUUCUGCUCUAUAACAAAACUGUGAACAUGGAGGCCAGUUUAAAAACUGUUACUGAGGAGCGAGAUCAGCUGAAGAGGAAGCUGAGUGACACUGAUAACAAAACUGUGAACAUUGAGGCCAGUUUAAAAGCUGUUACUGAAGAGCGAGAUCAGCUGAAGAGGAAGCUGAGUGACACUGAUCAUUAUUCCCACCAAGGAUGGAUAUAUUUCCAGAGUAGUUUUUAUUACAUUUCUACUAUCAGGAAAACCUGGCAUGAAAGUAGAGACGACUGCCUGCAACGAGGGGCAGACCUCAUGAUUAUCAACAGCAGAGAGGAACAGCUUUUCACAAUGCGACUGAAGGACGAAAUGUGGAUUGGCCUGAAAGACAGCAAGACAGUGGAGAAAUGGAAAUGGGUUGAUGGGACUCCACUGACCAAUAGGUUCACACAUUACUCUCUUAUUCAUAUUCAUAUAACUAAAGGUUUUAAAGAACUGGUAUUAUGGCCCUGUUUGACCCACAUAUAAUUAGAAUUUUAACAAACU